AUGGCUGCAGUUGGAACGCUGUCCUCUGCCUCCUUGGCCAGUACUCAUCAUCGUAUCGUCAUCGUCGGAGGAGGCACUGCUGGUGUGACUGUUGCGGCACAGUUAUCUCGCUCUAAACAACUUGAGAAGCCGGAUAUCGCCAUUCUAGACCCCGCUGCCACGCAUCAUUACCAGCCAGGAUGGACGCUCGUCGGCUCGGGACUCAAGCCCCUGGCUCCUAUGCAGCGCCCGCUACCAUCAGUAAUUCCAGCUGGGGUGAAGCAUUACCCUUUGAACGUGUCCAAUUUUGACCCGGAAAACAAUGUGGUCAAGACUUCUGAGGGCACGCAAGUCUCUUAUGACUACCUCAUCGUCGCUCCGGGUCUCGAGACCAACUUUGGCGCCGUGUCUGGCCUCUCUGAGGCCCUGCAGGACCCUGCCAGCUCUGUCAGUUCUAUCUACUCUGCUCAGACUGUCGAGAAUGUCUGGAAGAACAUCCAGGGCUUCAAGCAAGGCAAUGCAAUUUUUACCCAGCCAGCUGGUAUUAUCAAGUGUGCCGGUGCGCCGCAGAAGAUUCUCUGGAUGGCCCUCUCGCAAUGGAAGCGAGAUGGAGUUCGAGAGAAUAUCAAUGCUACCUUUGCCACUGGUGCACCUGUGAUGUUUGCUGUCCCCAAAUACUCCCAGGCACUUGAGACACUUCGCCAGCAACGCAAUGUCGAGGGUCUGUUCCAACAUAACCUGACCGCUGUGGACGUGAAGAACAAGACAGCAGUCUUCAAAAAUCUGGCGAAGGACGGCGAGAGGGUAGAGAGACCAUUUGACUUCCUCCAUGUUGUACCCCCUCAGAAGCCAUGGGAUUGGAUCGCGAAAUCUCCUCUAGGCGACGCAUCUAGUCUGCCCAACAGCAAAACCGCCGCUGCUAUCUCCUCACAAGCCCCUGUUCUAGUACACAACCUACUCGCCACAAUUGCUGGAAAGGAGGGCAAGGCCGGUUAUGAUGGCUACGCCAGCUGCCCUCUACUUACAGGUCACAAUGAGCUUAUGCUAUGUGAGUUUAAGUAUGGCGGCGUUCCAAAGGAGACGUUUUCGGGCGUGUUUGGCGGCCAGGAGAAGCCAAGACGGGCAUUCUAUCACCUCAAGAAGGACUUUUUCCCCUACAUCUACUGGAACAGCUUCCUCAAAGGGACCUGGUAUGGUCCUCAAGGAUUCAGCCAGCCCAAGUACGACUAG
Messenger RNA from Phaeoacremonium minimum UCRPA7, 1209 nucleotides. Its product is annotated as putative sulfide-quinone oxidoreductase protein. The record is from RefSeq and is a predicted model, not a curated record. Gene Ontology annotation, cellular component: mitochondrion. The coding region runs from base 1 to 1209 and encodes 402 amino acids. The transcript is spliced from 6 exons. NCBI's taxonomy places the organism in Eukaryota, Fungi, Ascomycota, Sordariomycetes, Togniniales, Togniniaceae. Gene Ontology annotation, molecular function: FAD binding; sulfide:quinone oxidoreductase activity.